UGCAAGCAGACACAGGAGGCCCAGUUGAAGGAAGCCGCUGCAAGUUUGGAUACUGAUAGACUUCCAAAAUGCAGGUUGAACUGGACAUGGAGGGUGCCCUCACUGCCAGGGACCAGGUUGGCAUUCAGGACUUUGUCCUUUUGGAUGAAACCACAGAGGCAGCUUUCCUCAGCAACCUCAAGAAGCGCUUCAGCAAGGAUCUCAUUUAUACCUACAUUGGAACUUUACUGGUGUCGGUAAACCCCUAUAAAGAGUUGGAUAUCUUCAACAAGCAACAGAUGGACGUUUAUAUGGGGGUCAACUUCUUUGAGCUUCCACCACACAUUUACGCUCUGGCAGACAACGCCUACCACGCUAUGCUUGCCGAGUUCAGCAAUCACUUCAUCCUCAUCUCGGGGGAGAGCGGAGCAGGGAAGACGGAGGCCUCCAAAAAGAUUCUACAGUAUUACGCGGUCAGCUGUCCGAGCACCGCUCUACUAAACACCGUCAGGGACAAGAUGCUCAUGUCCAACCCUGUCCUGGAGGCUUUUGGGAAUGCCAAAACACUAAAGAAUGACAACUCAAGCCGCUUCGGGAAGUAUAUGGACAUUCAAUUCAAUAGUGAGGGUGAUGCAGUGGGCGGCCACAUCCUGAACUACCUGCUGGAGAAGUCGAGGGUGGUGCAUCAGAAUCACGGCGAGAGAAACUUCCAUAUUUUCUACCAGCUCCUGCAGGGAGGAUCGGAGGACCUUCUGCACCAGCUGGGCCUGGACAGGGAUUGCCAGCGUUACAGCUACCUCACACAGGGAGAUUGCGCCAUCGUGCCUUCCAUCAACGACAACAACGACUGGAAGUCCGUUAAAAAUGCACUUGAAGUCAUUGACAUUGAUGCAAUCAACACCAAUCACUUAUUUGGGAUUAUUGCAAGUGUUCUUCACCUGGGUAAUGUGAAGUUUGACUCUGACGAUAAAGGCCGGGCCACACUCAACAACAACAAUGCAGAGCUGCGCUGGGUCUCAAAUCUUCUUGGAGUUGACUCUCACCGUCUCCAAGAAGGUCUGACAUACAGGAAGAUAGAAGCAAAAUCUGAUCAGGUGUUCUCCCCGUUUACUAUCGAUCACGCCAUCUAUGUGAGAGAUGCCCUGGCCAAGGCCAUCUAUGGACACACCUUUACCUGGCUGGUCAACAGGAUCAACGAGUCCAUUGAGAACACUGAUCCUUCAAGAAAAACUGUCAUUGGCCUUUUGGACAUUUAUGGUUUUGAGGUUUUUAAUGUUAACAGUUUUGAGCAAUUCUGCAUCAACUACUGCAAUGAGAAGCUGCAGCAACUUUUCAUCCAGCUCACACUCAAGGCAGAGCAGGAGGAAUACGAGGCGGAGGAUAUUGAGUGGGAGCCGGUGCAGUUCUUCAACAACAAGAUCAUCUGCGACCUGGUCGAGGAGCGACACAGGGGGAUUAUUUCAAUCCUGGAUGAAGAGUGUCUCAGACCAGGAGAUGCGACAGACCUCACUUUCCUGGAGAGACUGGAGGAGAAGAUGGGCAAUCAUCCUCAUUUUGUCUCACACAAGCUGGCGGACAAGAAGACACGCAGGACGCUGGAAAGAGGAGAUUUUCGUCUCUUGCAUUAUGCCGGGGAGGUCACCUACUGUGUUGUGGGUUUUCUGGACAAAAAUAAUGACCUCUUAUACAGAAAUAUCAAAGAUCUGAUAUGUCAAUCUAAAAACGCCAUCGUCAAACAGUGCUUCUCCUCCAUGGACCCGGAAAGCCGGCGUAGACCAGAAACAGUGGCCGCCCAGUUUAAGAGCAGCCUGCUGAAGCUGACAGAGAUCCUCAUGGCUAAAAAUGCCUGGUACAUACGUUGUCUUAAAUCCAACGAGUCAAAGAAGCCAGGACAGUUUGACGAAGCCCUGAUCAGACACCAGGUCAAGUACUUGGGCCUGAUGGAGCACCUGAGAGUGAGACGCGCCGGUUUCGCUUACAGGCGAAAGUAUGAGGUCUUUUUACAGAGGUACAAAGCUCUGUGUCCUGCCACCUGGCCACACUGGAGAGGAGAACCUGCUGAUGGUGUGUUGGUGCUGGCUCAACAUCUGGGCUAUCUUCCAAAUGAGUACAAAAUGGGAAGAACCAAAAUAUUCAUCCGCCAUCCGAGGACACUUUAUGCCACUGAGGAUGCUUUUGAGAAGUGCAAACAUCAACUAGCAACAAGACUCCAGGCUAAAUACAAAGGUUACAGGGCAAAGGGGGAGUUCAGAAAACAGAAGGAGGCUGCCACAAAGAUUGAGACUUGCUGGAGAGGAGUGCAGGCGAGGAAGGAGCGAGACAAGAGAGCCUGGGCUGUCAAAGUCAUCAAACAAUUUAUCAAGGGUUACAUGACCAGAGGACAAGCGAAGGUAACGGAUAACUCGGAGUAUUUGGCCUUUGUGCGGCAGAACUACUUGAACAAGCUGAAAGCCAACCUGCCAAAGACGGUUUUGGAUAAAACCACUUGGCUCGAUGCACCGCGAGUGCUGACCGAGACAUCGGAAAUACUACGUAAACUGCACUACAGGCUCAUGGUGCGGAAGUAUGUCAGAGGGAUCACACCCCAGAAAAAAGCACAGUUUGAAAUGAAGUUCGUCGCCAGCUCGAUGUUCAAGGGGAAAAAAGAGAGCUACCCACAAAGUGUUGCCCUGCUCUUUGCAGACACCAGGAUCAGUGAUCAAGACAUAAACCCGAGAAUCCUGCAGAUGAUUGGCAACGAGCACAUCAAGUACGGCGUCCCGGUGGUCAAAUACCACAGGAAUGGCUUCAAACCGCGGCCCAGGCAGCUCAUCCUCACUAAGUCGGCUGCUUAUAUGAUCGAGGAGGCGAGGGUCAAACAGAGAGUGUCGUUUACCAAUCUUAAAGGGAUUUCAGUCAGUAACCUGACAGACAGCAUUGUUGUGUUGCACGUCACAUGCGAGGACCCCAAACAAAAGAGGGAUCUUGUUCUGCAGUGCAAUCACCUGAUUGAGCUGGUGACCAAACUCAGCAUCAUUGCGAACAAACAGAGCGCGGUCAAGGUGGUCCAGGGCAGCGUCAAGAUAGAAAUCCAGGCUGAGAAGGAGAACACGGUGGACUUCAGCACGGGCCAGGAGCCGAUGGUGUUCAAGGCCAAGAACGGACACCUCAUGGUGGUCGCCACUCGGGCCCGGCCGAGGUAACAUGAGGGGUUGAGGAGACACUCAAGAAGCCCCUGCAUAUUUCAUCACGAGACCCCAAAGCGGAGGAUGUGAGCACACUGCAGCACUUUACAAUCAGUCCAUUGGUUUUCUUUUCUUUAGACUCUACUGAGAGACAACAACAGCUAAAUAAACACCCAUAA
This is a messenger RNA of Nerophis lumbriciformis (worm pipefish), 3322 nucleotides long. It is a transcript of the gene myo1ha, whose product is annotated as myosin IHa. Gene Ontology annotation, biological process: actin filament organization; endocytosis; actin filament-based movement. Gene Ontology annotation, cellular component: actin cytoskeleton; microvillus; cytoplasm. NCBI's taxonomy places the organism in Eukaryota, Metazoa, Chordata, Actinopteri, Syngnathiformes, Syngnathidae. The record is from RefSeq and is a predicted model, not a curated record. Gene Ontology annotation, molecular function: ATP binding; microfilament motor activity; actin filament binding.